This is a messenger RNA of Adelges cooleyi (spruce gall adelgid), 2232 nucleotides long. RefSeq lists its product as uncharacterized. Lineage: Eukaryota; Metazoa; Arthropoda; Insecta; Hemiptera; Adelgidae. The record is from RefSeq and is a predicted model, not a curated record. The transcript is spliced from 13 exons. The coding region runs from base 316 to 2049 and encodes 577 amino acids.
CACAAAUUGCAGUUUUAACACAAACGUGGUAUUGGUAUACACUAUAAAAUAUUAUAAUUACAUUUCUCAGCUAAAUAGAAAUUUGUAAAAACUUUAAAGCGUGAACCGUGAACGAGAAACAACUAAGCACUAGCUACCAUUUUGUCCUUCUAAUGGUAUUUUUCUUAAUCUUUUAACCGAUAGAAUAUUAUUUACAUUAGGCUUUCUUCAAUCUCCAGAGACGAACAUUGCUAGUAUACAGUUCAUAUUGAUAAUUAAUAUCAUUGAUCAUUGAUUAUUUGUGUAAGUCACAACAUAAAUAGUUUUUAGAAAACGAUGGCUGGGAAUGAAAAUAAUAUCAGUGAUAACAACAAUAUCAAAACUGAACUAGAUACAUUAAUUAAGGAUGUAAGUGAAAUAAACAUGGACAUUUGGAGAGCAGAAGAAUGUGUCCGUAUUAAAAAAGAAUCUAUUCAAAACAUUGAAAAGUCUAUUGAAGAAGCCAAUUUAGAAAAUACCGAUUUGGAAAAACAAAUAAAUGAUGUAAACUCUAAAAUGUUAGAAGUUAUAAAUUAUAUUAUGUAUCUUGACAAAAUCACAAUGACUCUUUAUGAGACAUUAGCUCAUCUAGAUAUUCAAAUUAAGAAAAACAAUUCUGUUGCAUGUAACAUAUCAAACAAGUUUGAAUUCAAAUUAUUUGACAUAAUGAAACAGUGGAAAAUUGACCAGGUUCGAUUAAAUAAAAUACCUGAAAUUGACGCUUUAAACAAAAUGGAUAAUGAAGUUGAUGCGUUGAAAUUCAUGUAUGAUCAAUUAGUAACUGAAAAUGAAAUGUUGAACAAUGAAGUAUUCAAAAUAGACAAUAUUAGUGGUAAUAAACAUAUUGGAACUGUAGUAAAUUUUGUAAAAGCUGUUACUGAAAUGAAAUUGGUGGACGAUAGAGAAAAACAAUGCAUUCUUUUACGAAGGAACCUUAAAAGAGAAUACCACAAGCUGUUAAAAGGAAAAGGCGUGGCUUUCAAAGAUCAGAAAAUAGGAACCAUUAAACUACCAUUAAAUUUGCCUAUUGAUAGUAAUGGAGUUGAUUCAGAGCUCAUUGAUAUGGAUACUUGUAGUUCAGAUUUGUUUUCUAACAGUAAUCACUCAUCAUUUGUUGAUACAAAUUCUGGUCGAUUUGAUGUGAACGAAGAAGAAAGUUCUUCUAUUCAUGAAAAUGAUAAAGAUGAGUCGAAUAGUGAAAGUUCACAGAGAGAAGACGUCGUUCCCAGUCCAGAGAAAUCCCCCGUUUCAAAUGUAACUGACAAACGAAAACUGUCGCCUGAAUAUACCUCGCAAAAUAUUCCUGUAGACAGUAUUGACCAAAUUGAUGAACUGUCAGAGAAUAAUAUGUUGCCAGCAGAUACUUGCGAUUUAACCGAAGCUCUGUCAUUGGAUACUAACAAAACUCAAAAUUCAAAACGUAAAAUAAUUGAAGAUUCGACCUUUCAGUUCAAAAAACCUCAUAAUCCUAUUGAACAUAAUUACAAUUUCAAUAAAAAUAAACACUCAUCAUAUUCUUUUACCGAGGGACCAAAAAUAACGGAACAGAUUUUACAACCAAACAGAGACUAUGAGGAAAAAGAUUUUGGAAGUAUGUUUUUAAAUAAUCAGAAGCAAACUAUUCAAACAGACUUACCCGACAACACAGAUGCCACAAAAAGGUUACAGCCUAAUCAGAAUGUUGAUGAAUCCAAUCAAUUCAACUUUACACUCUCAAAUUCUCCAAUACCAUGGACUCAAUUUGACAAUUUUUGUAACAGUUCAAACUCUAUGUUUCAACUCGAUAACAGCGAGACUCAAAGUCAAAUUAACCUGCUGACCAAUGAUUUCUGGAACGAAUUUGAAGGUGACGGUCCAACAGGGUGUUACAGUGGAAACAGUAGUCUAUGUGGUUCUGAAUUCUCAGAAUUCAAUUCAGCUUCCCACGACAUCAAUAAUUUUAAUAUGCAAUCAAGUUUUAAUUUUAUGGCCAAUCACAGAAAUUCAAAGUUGGCUGGUAAAUAUGAUAGUAAAUAUUUCAAAAAAAACUGAUAAAAUCUGUUACAAACAUGCAAUUUCCAACUUUUGUGUGUUUAAUAUUCGGUGGAAAACGAUUGGUAUUGUCUGGCAUAAAAAAUUAUACUAAACAAAAAGAAACAGUAGCAGAACCCAUACAAUUUAAUUUAAUAGUUAUUUUGAUAUUAAGUAUAUCUUAAUUUAAUUUAAUGUUUUUUA